AUGCAUAGCGGCACAAAGGAUCGUUACGUAUCCAACCACGAGGGCAUGCACCAACGCAAGUCUGGUGCAUCGAGUCGGCCUUCAACCUUUAGUAGCAUACCCAUUCGAAACGCUGCAUCAUCUUCAAAAUCCUAUAAGGGCGAUCGAAAACCAAGCCGAAGCUCGUCAUCCAAUAACACGCCCGCCGAACUUGGCACCUCGCUCCCCAAGAACUUUCCAAAGCCAUUGACCUGCCACUUUUGGCACCAGAACGGACGGUGCAGCAAGCGAGAUGUCGAUUGUGCGUACGCUCACUAUGACACGGGCUUCAUAUCUAGCGCGCCUGUCACUCCGCUCGGAGCUUCCGAAGCCUUCGCUGGCAGGAACAUCGACAAGUACGCCAAGAAACUAGACAUGCCCAUGCCAUUGCUGGCCGAUCUACAGAAGCGGGAGAAUAUUGUGGCUGGAGGUGAAGCAGAACUGGAAGAGCGCCAGCAGACCCUCAGGCGACAAGAGGACGAGGUUAAAGACCGGGAGAGUACGGUCUUACGGCGGGAGAUUGAAGUAGAUGAGAAGGGGAGGAACGUCGAGAGGACGACGGCGAGCUUGGUGCGUAAGAGGAGAGAACUUAAGAUAUUGGACAAGAGCAUCAAGAGGAGGGAAGAGGCGUUGAGAGAGAAGAUGAUUUGA
This is a messenger RNA of Alternaria arborescens, 669 nucleotides long. RefSeq lists its product as hypothetical. The record is from RefSeq and is a predicted model, not a curated record. Gene Ontology annotation, molecular function: metal ion binding. NCBI's taxonomy places the organism in Eukaryota, Fungi, Ascomycota, Dothideomycetes, Pleosporales, Pleosporaceae. The transcript is spliced from 2 exons. The coding region runs from base 1 to 669 and encodes 222 amino acids.